CCCAAAUCCAACGUCACUCUCGCCUCGUCUGGGCGCUGCUGCCUGGUCGGUUGGCAUGCGCAGCUGUCAGUCUUGACGAACUCGGUCGAGGGAGGCCAUUCGUUUUCCCUUUCGCAUUCAAAGCUCCGCGGCGGUAUAUCAAUUGUUUGCUGUCUUUAUUGUAUGUCGCGCCGGCUCCCUGAGCUUGCGUCUCCCCUCCCUCGAGCAUAAACUUACAUAACCUUUUCCACAUGUUUUGCGGUCCCUUUUGGAAGCAGCCAGGAAGGCCCCACAACCACAGCAAGCGCCGAGCGACCCGGCGCCUUCGCGACGGCGAAAGUCACAGGAUGCCGCGCUACUACGAGCCGCGCAGGGAGCAGCUGAGGGCGACGUGCCGCGAGACCCUGCAGGUCGCGGGCGACCACCUCCAGCAGCUCCAGCAGACGGCGGCCGCCCGGCAGGGGUACAAGCACAGCCUCGCCACCCUCCCGCUCCUGAGCGCGCGGCACUGCCCCAACUUCCCCCAGCCGGCCAAGGUCAGGGUCAUCAACCAGGACACGCUGAACGCGGGCAUCAGCCUCAUGUCCCAGCGCGCACCCGCAGCCGCAGCCGCGUCCGCACCCGCCCCCACAUCGGGCGCCCUCCCUGCCGCACCAGACCCGGAGGUGGCGGUCAUGAUAUUCGGCAACCGGCACUGCCCCGGCGGCGGGUGGCGCAACGGCGCGCUGGCGCAGGAGGAGGCCGUUUGCUACCGCAGCUCUCUCGCGCUGAGCCUCGAGAACGCCCAGUACCCGCUCGGCCGCAACGAGGGCGUCUUCAGCCCCUACGUGCUGGUCGUGCGCCAGGACAUGGACCGCAGCGACCACCGGCUGAUACCCGGCCCCCCCGAGUACCUGCCCGUCGUCAGCGCCAUGACCGUCUGCGCCAUCUUCAAGCCCGAGAUCUCGACCGUGCCCGUCGCCCACGGCUCGUCGUCGAGCUGCGGUAGCCGCGCGCAGGCCGAGCAGAGCAGCCGUCGGCCCGCACAACAGCAGGAUAUCCAGUCCAGCCCCGCGGGCCGUCAGUCACCCACCCCGCCGCCCCAGCGGGGCUGGGUAGGCGGGGGGAGCCGGGGCGGACAUUCUUGGGGCAACAGUGGUAGCGGCGGCUGCGGCGGAGGCGGCGAGGCAUCAGACGGGAGAGCCGAGUCUCGGACGACGGGAGGGGUAGCACCGCGGGAGAAGUCGAUAUUCGCGCUGGGCCGCGACCGGCACUACACCAUGGACAAGAUGAGGCUCGCGCUGCGCAUGGCGGCCUUCCACAGGAAGCGGUCGAUCGUGCUGGGGGCCUUUGGGUGCGGCGUGUACGCGAACCCGCCCGAGGACGUGGCUCAGUGCUGGCUCGAGGUGCUGCGUGAGGACGAGUUCCGCCUGACGGGCAACUGGUGGCGCGACGUGUGCUUCGCUGUCUACGACCCCAGGGGGGAGGGGAACUACGAGGUCUUCAAAAAGGUGCUGCACGGCCACCGAGUUUAGGGCGUUGGCAUACCAAUAUCGUGUUCAAACGUAAUUUGACAGCUUGGGGGUUUGUCUGCAAGAACGUCGCUGGCCACUUAGCACUACUGCAUGUGAUCUUUGUUUGGGUUGGACUUGGGCUUGUGGAUGCGCCCACAAGCUGUGUCCAUAAUCGUUAUCAUUUACAAUUAAGACGUCGACGCCG
Molecule: messenger RNA, 1677 nt
Organism: Gaeumannomyces tritici R3-111a-1
Lineage: Eukaryota; Fungi; Ascomycota; Sordariomycetes; Magnaporthales; Magnaporthaceae
Exons: 1
Coding region: 231-1493 (420 amino acids)
Source: RefSeq, a predicted model, not a curated record